Marmota monax (woodchuck) is the source of this 4638-nucleotide messenger RNA. RefSeq names its product C1q and TNF related 7 (gene C1qtnf7). The record is from RefSeq and is a predicted model, not a curated record. The transcript is spliced from 3 exons. Lineage: Eukaryota; Metazoa; Chordata; Mammalia; Rodentia; Sciuridae. Bases 468 to 1358 code for a protein of 296 amino acids. Gene Ontology annotation, molecular function: protein binding.
GCAUUGGGGCGCAUAGAGCCACUCGUGGGAGAAAGAGUGAGCAGUGUUUAGAUACCUGAGACCCUGGCUUUUGCUUUGCCUCUGCCUGGGGUCUGCACAUGCUGCUUGCUCCUGCUCCUUCCUAACGAGUGUAUAGAUUGAGCUCUUUGAAAUGUGAGUAUUAUGGGAAGGAUCGCAGUUGCUUUAAAUUAUAGGAGUUGGCAAGUGCCUGGGAGAAGGAGUGGGAGGCUGUUUAAACUGAGGAAGACAGUUGGAAACGCUGUACACCAGCAUGAGCGCCACGCUUCAAACGCCUUCCCCUGCUCAGAAGAGCACUUUAUUUUUCACCAAGUCGUUUUGGGGGUUGUUUUGGAGCAGCUCCGAGUAAUCAGCAUAUUUCUGCUUUGCAUUUUUUUAAUGGUUUCUAAAUUCAUGGGACAACCAACGCAAGAAAUCCUCAUGUUCGGGGGGAAAAUUUGAUACCAGCAAUGCCCAGAAGAGAGCCAAAGAUGUUUGUCUUGCUCUAUGUCACAAGUUUUGCCAUCUGUGCAAGUGGACAACCUCGGGGCAAUCAGGUCAAAGGAGACAGCUACUCCCCAAGAUACAUCUGCAGCAUCCCUGGCUUACCUGGGCCACCAGGCCCCCCUGGAGCCAACGGAUCCCCGGGGCCCCACGGUCGCAUCGGCCUUCCAGGAAGAGAUGGUAGAGACGGCCGGAAAGGAGAGAAAGGUGAAAAGGGCACAGCAGGUCUGAGAGGUAAGACGGGACCCCUGGGUCUUGCUGGCGAAAAAGGGGACCAAGGAGAGACUGGGAAGAAAGGACCCAUGGGACCAGAGGGAGAGAAAGGAGAAGUAGGUCCAGUUGGGCCUCCUGGACCAAAGGGAGACCGAGGAGACCAAGGGGACCCAGGGCUCCCUGGAGUGUGCAGAUGUGGCAGCCUCGUGCUCAAAUCCGCCUUUUCUGUUGGCAUCACCACCAGCUACCCUGAAGAAAGAAUACCUAUUAUAUUUAACAAGGUGCUCUUCAAUGAGGGUGAGCACUACAACCCUGCGACAGGAAAGUUCAUCUGCGCUUUCCCAGGAAUCUACUACUUUUCUUAUGAUAUCACUUUGGCCAAUAAGCACCUGGCAAUCGGGCUGGUGCACAAUGGGCAAUUCCGGAUAAAGACCUUCGAUGCCAACACAGGGAACCAUGACGUGGCUUCAGGGUCCACCGUCAUCUACCUGCAGCCAGAAGAUGAAGUCUGGCUGGAGAUCUUCUUCACAGACCAGAAUGGCCUCUUCUCAGACCCAGGCUGGGCAGACAGCUUAUUCUCUGGAUUUCUCCUGUACGUUGACACGGAUUACCUGGAUUCCAUAUCAGAAGAUGACGAACUGUGACCCCGACUGCAGACCUGAAAGUUUCCAGGUCACCACGGCUGAUGCUUCAAUCUCAUCUGGGUUACUGGAAGGUGGAAGGAGCAGGAAAGAGUUCCAAAGAACUCCUACUCAGAUUCCAGAGCAUCUGCAGACAGUUCUGGAGGAAUUUAUCAAAACAAGAUAAACCACCACGCAGCUAAAACCACACCAACAUGAGCUGUCCACAAUAACUCCAGAUAUGGAUUCUCUUGAAAGUCAUGUCUAUGGGGCUGGGGAUAUAGCUCAGUUGGUAGAGUGCUUGCCUUGCAUGCACAAGGCCCUGGAUUCAGUCCCCAGCGUCACCAAAAAAAAAAAAAAAAAAAGUAAUGUUCAUAAAUAUUUAAACAAAUUAAAGACAAUAUUGACAAAACUUUUAUUAAAUGUCCAUUGUGAUAAAGUCAGCUGGAUGAUAUUGUCUCAUUAAAUAUUCAUAAAAUUACAGUUUUGUCUGUUAUUUAAGAGAAACAUAACAUCCCAGACAGGGUGUGAGAGUUCUCAAAAGCUAUAAUAGGUCAUACAACAAAGGUAAGAGACGCUGAGCAUUUUCAAGCAAACUAAAGUGAUAAAUUUCUUUUGUUUUAUUGUUUAGUUCUUUGUGUUGGUGUACAUUCACACAACAGCUCCUUGGUGAGCCCCUGUGUGUGGACCAGACACCAUGGCGCCAAGUCAGGUGGAAUACAGCCUGACCUCCAUAGAGGCUAGAUAGAGUGCAGGGAGCACACUUGUCACAACUCUGUUUUGGGCACUGUGGAAAAUAGAUGGGUUCAAUGCUAGAGCUACACAAGACUGCUUUUCCCAGGAUUGGGGACCAGAGGAGAUUUUACAUGUGGGAAGAGAGUGGGCAUACCAAGGUGUAUUUAAGUGGGUGAAAUGGAUGCAGAGAAAAUGAGGACGUCAGCACCACUUACUCCCUGUUCCCUCAAAACAUGGUAUUUUCAACUGGGAAGGAGUGAAAAUCCUAGAGAGGGAAUAGAGGCCUGGGAGGGGUAAUGGAAAUGAAGAUGGAAAUGGAGAGAAACAGCCAGUAGGUCAUUCUCCCAAACCUUUCAACAUGAUGGUCUCCUAAAUCAAACUUCUAACCUGAUAGCAUUCUCACAAAUAAGGCCACUGCUUUAUAUCACUCUAGCACGUGAUUUCUUGUGGAUUUCCUAAAUCCUGAAUUCCAAGGAGGCAAAGCAUGUGUCCACUGAUCCAUGAGUGCUAGCUGAUCCACAAGUGAGCCAAUCAGAGAAUGAACAGGAGGAGGCAGGAGAGAGAUCAAACAGAUAAAUAGCUGUCUCCUCCAAGCCCCCAGGUCCCACUUCUUAUUGCCCUUUGAACUGCAAUCUGUCAGUUAGUCUGUGGCUCUGUCUCAUCUCCCACUCCCUUGGUUUAUAGUAAUCAUAUUCCCUUAGGCUUUUCUUUCAGUAUCUUCUACUGCUCCUUCUAUUUAUUCCCCUCUUUGCUUGUUAAUUUAAUAAGUUUUUUAGUGCCUACAAAUGUGUGAAUCAUGUCACCUCCUUUGUGAAGACAGAGGAACACCAAGAUGAAAAUGGCACAGCCCCUGCCAUCAAAUUUCUAAGGAUACAGCAAUGUAUACAUAAACUUACCUACAAUUCUGGAAAAGAACAAACUAAAAUAUGCUAAGUGUCGGGCUUGGGGUAGAGACAAAUUGCUGUAAAAGAAGACCAAAUAUUUGCUUCCAAACUGUGAGGUGAUAGAGAAGACCAAGGAAAUCUCUGCCCACUGGGCCUUAGGUGAUGACAGGACUUGGAGUGACCCAAGUGAGAGGAAGGACACACAGGCAGGAAUAGCAAUGCAGACAAAGCAGCAAGUGAGAGCAGAGACCCAGGACAGAUAUUGAGGGACCAUAUUUGUAAGAGCCCCAAAGGCCAGCCUGAGGGGUGGGGACUUCACGGGAGGGUGAAGGUCUGCAUGCUCCAGAACUGAGAGCUGCCAUUAUCAGGGGUGAAACUUGUAAUGACUGAUGGGUUGAUCUGGGCGCAAUGCUUGACUCUCCUGGUUUUCAGACCUCCCUGGCCUCCAUACUCUGUCCCCUUGUUGCUCUCCUGAGUCAGGCAAUGGGCCCAGUUGUCCAAGAGCAAUGAGGGUUAGACCAAGAAGAGAGAGCCAAAGUGGUGUGAGAUGAUCAUCUGCCUACGCAUUACAGCUAAAGCCACAUUCCCGGAUAUAGAGCACAAACAACCGAAUCUAUCUAAUCUUAGAAAAUUUAGGCCAUUUCAGGACAACAGAAUUUUCUGGAGAAAGUGGAAAUGGAGAUGUCAUGCAGACAGUCAUGACCCGCAAGAUUGUUGUGUAAAUUUUUUUCUGAGCAUGAUCUAUAAAUGCAUUUAUUUUUGGACAUUGUUUACUUAUCUUGUAAAUGCUUUUCAUUUCAAAGCCUAUUUUGAGUAGCAUUUUAAACAAAGUUUCUCUUAUUCGUCUUAGGCCCUGAGAUAAACUUUAUCUUGAGAUAUCUGGUGGGGUGGUGAUGGGGAUCAGAGAGCUGACAUGGGAAAGGAAAGGCGGUUUUGGUAUUGAAAGAAUAAAAUCUUAAGCAAAUAAAUGCCAGUGUCUUUUGUUUCUUAAAAAAAAAAAAAGCAGGUACAAUUUUUCCACAUUUAUGGAUAUUUGUGUAAGGAAAAUGGAAGCGUGAUUUUUUUUAAGAAAAAUCUAAGUUUCAUUCCAAUCAUUCUUUGUAAGGGCUAACUUGUAUUGAAUAUUAAUAAGGCAUUAUGAAUUGACUACAUACUAUCUUGUUCUGGAAAGACUUACAGCAUCUUAGAAAAGUAAAAUACAGACAGAAAACAUUCAGGAUAAAAGAAAAGAGCAAAACAAAUGAAAAGGCAGAGGGGCAAGGCGAAGACCACAGUGUGAGUCAAAAACGUGCAGGUACCUGGGCACCAGGUUCCUAGCUCACAUUCUGCACAAGGAUGUACCCAGGUCACUCAUCACUGCGAAUAAUGUUGCUUAUGGUGAAAAAUAGAUGUCAUGAACUCUGAAUAUACCUUUUCUGUAACACUCUGGGAAAAAAGAUGAUGAACAUAAAUAAAUUUUAGAUAUUAGCUAUUUUUUGUCCUAUAAUGUCCCCUCUCUCCUUCUGUAGCUCCACUUUGCUUAAAUGGCAUCACUAUCCAAGGCCACAAGCCUAAAUGCAUUCUAGAUGUCUUCUUUUCCCUCCCCACUGAAUUUUGUUCAGCACCAAAUUCUUACGGUUCUAGACCCUAAAUGUAUACUUCUGAGUCACUGAAACUUUCGUUCUGGAUGCCAAGUCUCAUCCAUA